UGCAGUGUUUACAAGUGCAGUUUUAUUGAAAUUCAGCUCGCAAAGAUGGCAAUCGCAUUCUACAUCCCGGCAAUCGAUGACGAAAUCGAGAAGCAAUACCAGCUGCAAAUGCAGCAGCAUCAGCAAUUACUGAUCGAUCAGCAGCAGAACCAGCAAUAUUCGCCACCACCGACUCCGACGGGUUUGACCCCGCCGCCUACUCCACCGCUAACACCGACGAUGAGCCAGGUCAGCAUCCACCACAAUCGUUACCAUCUGGUUCAGGCCUUCCACGAGAUUCUGUUCCGUCACGCCCAAGAAAAUAGUCCCACUCGAACCCGUUGCUUACUGUGCAACAAGCUGUACUACCUCCUCCGGAAAGUGUAUUAAAAUGUGUUCCUCCAGUUCCCGCCAAAAUCAAAUCAGUUCAAACGCAAACAAACUGAGACUCAAAUAU
This is a messenger RNA of Ochlerotatus camptorhynchus, 436 nucleotides long. RefSeq lists its product as uncharacterized. The record is from RefSeq and is a predicted model, not a curated record. Lineage: Eukaryota; Metazoa; Arthropoda; Insecta; Diptera; Culicidae. Bases 46 to 369 code for a protein of 107 amino acids. The transcript is spliced from 2 exons.